Molecule: messenger RNA, 906 nt
Organism: Pseudovirgaria hyperparasitica
Lineage: Eukaryota; Fungi; Ascomycota; Dothideomycetes; Acrospermales; Acrospermaceae
Product: 2,3-diketo-5-methylthio-1-phosphopentane phosphatase
Exons: 1
Coding region: 1-906 (301 amino acids)
Molecular function (GO): phosphatase activity
Source: RefSeq, a predicted model, not a curated record
AUGGGGGUUCGAAGAAAGAUUGUGUGCUUCUCCGACUUUGACGGGACCAUCUUCAUGCAAGACACUGGUCACAUUCUCUUCAACGCCUUUGGCUGCGGUAGCGAACGUCGUGAGAUUCUCGAUAGGCAGAUCAACAGCGGAGAGCGCACUUUCCGCGAUGUCUCGGAAGAGAUGUGGGGUUCUCUGAACGUGCCAUUCGAGGACGGCUUUGAAGUCAUGAAAGAUGCACUUGAGAUUGACCCCGACUUCAUGGAGUUCCACCAGUUCUGCCUUGAUAACGACAUCCCAUUCAACGUCAUCUCGGCUGGUCUGAAGCCUGUACUUCGCCGUGUGCUAGACCAUUUCCUCGGCGAGGAAGAUUCGCAGCACAUUGACAUUGUUGCCAACGACGCGCACAUCUCGGAAGACGGACGCGACUGGAAAGUGGAAUGGCUUCACGACAACGAAAAGGGACACGACAAGGCCAUCUCCAUGAAGGACGCACGCGCAGCCGUCACGAUGGCUUGCGAGAACGGUACGGUGCCAUUGAUCGUCUUCAUCGGUGACGGUGUCAGUGACCUGCCAGCUGCACGAAACGCCGACGUUCUGUUCGCUCGUCGUGGACUGAGGCUUGAAGAGUACUGCAUCGAGAACAAACUCGACUACAUCCCGUUCGACACGUUUGCCGACAUCCAGCGCGAGCUGACAGCGAUCGCCAAGGCUGAUGAGGAGAGAACAAAGGGCGAAGGCAUGCCAGCAAAGUUCAACCCACGUGCGAACAUGUGGAGACGGGCUUCCAGCAGCAAGGCGGUCCCAGUCUUCGCUGCCAUGUCACCUGGCAAGGAGAAGAUGUUUGUCUGGCCCAACAUUUUCAGCGAGACGGCCAUGGAAAAGCCAGAGCUGGUCGCAGCAGCUCCAGCAGCCUGA